Molecule: messenger RNA, 1995 nt
Organism: Aspergillus oryzae RIB40
Lineage: Eukaryota; Fungi; Ascomycota; Eurotiomycetes; Eurotiales; Aspergillaceae
Product: WD40 repeat domain-containing protein
Exons: 6
Coding region: 1-1995 (664 amino acids)
Biological process (GO): proteasome-mediated ubiquitin-dependent protein catabolic process
Cellular component (GO): Cul4-RING E3 ubiquitin ligase complex
Molecular function (GO): protein binding
Source: RefSeq, a predicted model, not a curated record
AUGAGUUCCCCCGACCCCCAUACCGCUAGUGGCGACCGUCCGCCGUCGAGGAAUUCACAUGCUAUAUGGCAUCCCGCCAGAGAAUGGCUCGAAGAGGAUGAAGAAGAUGAUAUGGACGAUGAACCUGAAACUGAAAUUUCAGAAUAUCCAGAGGACGCAUCACAUCCGGAUGAGGAUACUUUCGACGACGAAGACGGCUUCUACGGCGUUAAUCUGAAUUAUCUCGGAAAUCCGGCACAGUCUGGAGAAGCGGCAGGUCAGGCCGGUGGCAGACACUCCCGAGUUUCUCACCACUUAUUGCUAGCAGUCUCCGCUGCCCGAUUGUUGAAUUUACUGGCAUCAAACGGCAUGCGACAUAUCCUCCAUUACAGCCGGGCUGGUGGGCAAAUGGACGAAGAUGAAGAAGAUGAAGAGGAGGAGCUUGCCGGCUUCUUUGGAUUUAGGAGACGAGCACGGCGAGGUGGGGGUGAUCCGGCACCCCCAGUACCGAGUGAAGAAGGCGCGAAAUUAAUGGCUUCUGGCGACUUUGGAAGCAAUUCCUAUUACACUGAUGAGUUGAAAAAGAGGAGGAAAAGUCUUGCAACGAGGACAAUGUGGCGAGAACUAGGUAUUGAUCUGUCUGGUCCGAGGCAGGAGGUGCAGUCGAUAACUCAAGGCCUUAUACCUGGCUCAGUUGCCGACAAGAUCAUUCACUUCGACUCAAGGUGCUACUCGGGGCAGUUCUCCGAUGAUGGCAACUUUUUCUUCUCCUGUUCGCAGGACUUCAGGGUUAGGAUGUACGAUACGUCUAACCCGUAUGAAUGGAAGUACUACAAAACUGUGGACUACCCUUUUGGCCAGUGGACUAUCACCGAUGCCACCCUGAGUCCAGAUAACAGAUUCUUGGCGUAUACAUCCAUACGAAACCUUGUUUGUCUUGCUACCACAGACCCGCUUGAUACCUCUGAGCCGUCGGUGUUGAACCUGUCAUCCUCUAAUGGAAGGCAAUUUGGUAUCUGGUCGGUGCGGUUUUCAGGUGACGGCCGCGAAAUCGUAGCAGGCACGUCGGAUAACUCGGUUAUUGUAUACGACCUCGAAACCCGACAGUCAAUCCUACGCCUUCGCAACCACGAGGAUGAUGUGAAUGCGGUCUGCUUCGGUGACAAGUCUUCCCCUCACAUUCUCUACUCUGGGUCCGAUGAUAGCACGCUACGAGUGUGGGACAGACGCUCAAUGGGUGACGGACGUGAAGCCGGUGUGUUCAUCGGACAUACGGAAGGACUGACAUACGUCGAUAGCAAAGGUGAUGGUCGAUAUGUGCUUUCCAAUGGCAAGGACCAGAACAUGAAGCUGUGGGAUCUGAGAAAAAUGAUGACCACUGCGAAGUUCGAUACAAUCGACGCCCAGGAUUACACCAGCGGCUUUGAUUACAGGUUCGAGCCAUACCCCGAAAACUACUACCAGUCGCACCCACAUGAUUGCUCUGUAGUGACAUUCCGAGGCCAUCGGGUCCUCAAAACUCUGAUACGAUGUCAUUUCUCGCCCCCAGACAGCACGAACUCUAGAUACGUGUACACUGGAAGUGCAGACGGCAAAGUUUAUGUGUACAACUUGGAUGCAACCCUUGCCGGAACAAUCGAUGUCGGUCAAGCGACAGUGGACACUCGACCGCAAGACCCCGACAUGAUGAACAGUGCGUAUGAUUUUAGUAGCCGCUCCGGCGACUUAGCCUGGCAAACGUGUGUCCGAGACGCGAGCUGGCAUCCCAACGCCCCUGUAGUAGCUGCAACGUCAUGGAAUGGUUGGGGCCUUUCAACCGGCACCUGCACAGUACAUUCCUGGAAUGGCGGCGCCGCCGAGGACGAGGGGACUCCACCAGUCUCCAGAAAUUACGAUUGCCGGCUGAAAUCCGUGCGCGAAUAUGACCAGUUUAAGGAGACAGUCCACCACCUUCGAAGUCGACCCGUAUAUCGGCGGAGGUAUGAAGAUGACGAGUACGCGGGUGAAAUAUGGUGA